This is a messenger RNA of Ipomoea triloba (trilobed morning glory), 3042 nucleotides long. RefSeq lists its product as uncharacterized. The coding region runs from base 1 to 3042 and encodes 1013 amino acids. The transcript has 5 exons. The record is from RefSeq and is a predicted model, not a curated record. NCBI's taxonomy places the organism in Eukaryota, Viridiplantae, Streptophyta, Magnoliopsida, Solanales, Convolvulaceae.
AUGGACCUAAACAAUAAACAUCGCCGACUCUUCGCAUCUCCUUCUCCCAUCGCCGACUGGAUCCCUUCUUCCCUCCAUCGCUCAUCCGCCGUCCACCUCCAUUACUGCCUCCAUCGCCCAGCCGCCGUCCACACCAUCGCCGCCGCCGUUGCACACCAUUACCUGCUGCAUUGUCGCUGCUUUUCGCUGCCGGACAAACUGCCGCACCACCUAACCGCCGGACGCCGCUGCCGCACUACCCCGCCACUGGUCGCCCUCUCCCGCGUUUCGCCGCACCACUCCGCCGCCGGUCGCCCUCCCUGCGCUCGCCGCUUGUGCUCGCCGUCGCCGCUCCUCGAUCAGGAAGGAUAUGAACGGUGGAUAUGGCAUGGUGAAAAUGUACCUUUUAGUACAAAUGAUGUCGAAUUAGAUGUAGAGAAAGAUCAAAGUAAAGAAGAUAAUGUUGGAAAUAAUGAAGACAAUGACCAGCUAGAUGAAUUGAUGCGUGAUAUGCAAGGGGAUUUGAAUGAACUGCCUCAAGAGUUUGAAACUUUUUUUGAAAACUCUGGAAAACCUUUGUUUUCUGGAUGUAGUAAAUUUACAAAGUUAUCAUCAAUGCUUAAAUUGUAUAACUUAAAAGCAAAGAAUAGGUGGAGUGAUAAGAGUUUCACGGAGUUAUUGAAACUUUUAAAGGACAUGCUUCUUGAUGAUAACGAAGUUCCUUGUUCAACUUAUGAGGCAAAGAAAAUGUUAUGUCCGUUGAGUAUGGACAUUGAAAGGAUUCAUGCAUGUCCAAACGAUUGUAUUUUGUAUUGGAAACAAUACAAAGACUUGCAUGUGUGUCCGAAGUGUGGAGCAUCGCGUUAUAAACGGGAAGGAUACGAUGAUGCAUGUGAGAAGAAGAAAGGUGCUCCUGCGAAGGUGUUGUGGUAUCAACCGGUGAUUCCAAGGUUCAAGCGUUUGUUUACAAAUGCAAAUGAUGCAAAUAAUUUGCAAUGGCAUGCUAUUGGUAGAAAAGAAGAUGUAAAGUUGAGAUAUCCCGCCGAUUCUCCUCAAUGGAAGAACAUUAAUAUGAAGUUUCCUGAAUUCGGUUCCGUAAACCGAAAUCUUAGGCUUGGACUAUGCACGGAUGGAAUGAAUCCUCAUGGUAACAUGAGCAGUCGCCAUAGCACUUGGCCAGUUCUUUUAACAGUGUACAAUCUUCCUCCUUGGUUAUGCAUGAAGCGUAAGUACAUCAUGUUAUCUUUGUUAAUAUUUGGGCCUAAACAACCAGGAAACGACAUAGAUGUGUACUUGACACCGCUUAUUGAAGAUUUAAAGAUACUGUGGAAUGAAGGUGUGGCGGUGUUUGAUACUCAUAGCCAAACCAACUUCACCUUGCGAGCCAUGCUGUUCUGCACAAUCAAUGACUUCCCAGCAUAUGGUAACUUGUCAGGAUAUACUACUAAAGGGGCUAAGGCAUGCCCUAUUUGUGAAGAUGAAAUAGAUGAUCUUUGGCAAAACAAUAGUAAGAAAAAUGUGUUCAUGAGUCAUCGAACCUUUCUACCUAUUGACCAUCCUUAUAGAAAGAAGAAAAAAGUUUUCAAUGGAAAAUCUGAGACUAGAGUAGCUCGCUCACCAUUAUCAGGGGAUGUCGUUUAUGAAAGAGUCAAAAACAUUGAUAAUGUGUUGGGAAAAACUUCAAAAACAAGUCAGAAGGGUAUUUGGAAAAAGAGGUCUAUAUUCUGGGAUUUACCAUAUUGGGGGCACUUAUCUGUUAGACAUUGUCUUGAUGUAAUGCAUGUAGAGAAAAAUAUUUGUGAUAGCAUUAUCGGGACAUUGUUGAAUAUUCCAAGUAAGACGAAAGAUGGUAUAAAAGCUAGAAAAGAUAUGGUAGAAAUGGGGAUAAGGGAUCAAUUAGCACCACAAGAAUCUGGAAAGAGGGCAUACUUACCUCCAGCUUGUUAUACUUUGUCUAAAAAGGAGAAAACAAGUUUUUGUAGCUGUCUGAAUGGUGUUAAGGUUCCUUCCGACUAUUCAUCUAAUAUUAAAAAACUUGUUUCAAUGAAGGAUCUUAAAUUGACAAACCAUUACCAAGCUUUGUUACUUUUCAAUGCCAUUAGUAGUAAAGUUGUUGAUCCAGAGGUGUUAGAUUCGUUGCAAGCUGAUGUGGUAGUAACUUUAUGCCAAUUUGAAAUGUAUAUGUAUCCAUUUGAGAGAUACAUGGAAAUUUUGAACGGAUAUGUGAGAAAUAGAUAUUGGCUAGAAGGGAGUAUAAUUGAAGCUUAUAGCGCUGAAGAAGUCAUUGAUUUUUGUACUGAUUAUUUGUCUAAUGUUCAGUCCAUUGGUGUUCCUAAAUCACGUCAUGAAGGAAGACUCACAGGAAAAGGUACCAUUGGGUAUAAACCUAUUACACCAAGUGCAGAAAUGCGAGAUCAGGCUCAUCAUCUCGUACUACAGCACCUUUCUGAGGUUCAUACAUACUUGGAUCAACACAUGUCUAUUUUGAGGCAACAAAAUCCUUCUAAGGGUGAAAGAUGGAUAACAAAUGAACACAAUAACACUUUUAUCAGCUGGUUCAAAGAUACAGUGAUGCAAGAGUUAUCUCAAGUGUCCAAUAAUAUCAGUGAAACCAUUCGAUGGUUAGCGUGGGGCCCUAGUGUUCUUGUGGACUCUUAUGAAGGAUAUGAUAUUAAUGGGUAUACAUUUUACACAAAAUGUCGAGAUGGAAAAAGUGUGGUUGAUAAGAGACGGGGUGUCCGAGUAGAUGAUAUGAGUUUUACCUUAGUUGAUCUUGGUCGACUUGGAUAUCGUGAUGAACCGUUUAUACUUGCAUCUCAAGCUAAACAAGUCUUCUAUGUUUCUUAUCCUAUUGAUAGUAAGUGGUCAAUUGUCUUGCAAGGGAAAAGGAGUAUUGUUGGUGUUGGUGAUGUUGAGGAUAAAGAAGAAUAUGACCACUUUGAUGAAAUCCCACCAUUUGCUAUUCGUAUUCAAUCUGUGGCUUUAGGUGAAGAUAACUUUGAUACCAGUUACAUACGUACUGAUCAUGGAGAAGGAUUGUGGGUUGACCAUCCGAUAGUAUAA